AACAACUUUCAGCUCGACAGUUUGUUCGUCGUUCUGCCUCCAAAACAGUCAAGAUGGCCGGCCUCCCUCCCGUUUACAUUGUCUCGGCCGCGAGAACCCCCGUUGGCAGCUUCCUGGGCAGCCUCUCCAGCCUUAGCGCCACGCAACUGGGCUCCCACGCCAUCAAGUCUGCCGUCGAGCGUGUGCCCCAAAUCAAGCCUGAGGAUGUUGAGGAGGUCUUCUUUGGAAAUGUUCUUUCCGCCAAUCUCGGUCAGGCCCCGGCCAGGCAGUGCGCCCUUGGUGCCGGCCUCUCGGAGGCCGUUGUCUGCACAACAGUCAACAAGGUGUGCGCCUCGGGCAUGAAGGCCAUCAUCCUUGGUGCCCAGACCAUCAUAACUGGCAACGCCUCCAUCGUCGUCGCUGGCGGCACUGAGAGCAUGUCCAACACGCCACACUACCUCACGAACCUCCGCACCGGCAACAAGUACGGCGACACUCCACUCGUCGACGGUGUGCAGAAGGAUGGUCUCCGGGAUGCUUACGGCAAGCAGGAGCUCAUGGGCAUGCAGGGCGAACUCUGCAGCCAAGAGCUUGGCCUGACCCGAGAGCAGCAGGACGAGUACGCCAUCAACACAUACAAGAGGGCCCAGGCCGCUACCGCGGCUGGCCUUUUCACCGAGAUCGCCCCCAUCGAGGUGAGCGGCGGCCGCGGCAAGCCGCCUGUCAAGGUUGACCGGGAUGAGGAGGUCAAGAACCUGAACGAGGAGAAGCUCAAGACGGUCCGUCCUGCCUUCAUUCCCAACGGUGGCACGGUCACGGCCGCCAACGCCGCCCCCAUCAACGACGGUGCUGCUGCGGUGGUUCUUGUCUCCGAGGCCAAGCUCAAGGAGCUCGGCAUCAAGCCCAUUGCCAAGAUCAUCGGCUGGGCCGACGCGGCGCGGGACCCCUCUCACUUCACCAUCGCCCCGGCGCUGGCCAUCCCCAAGGCGAUCAAGCACGCUGGCCUGACGGAGAAGGACGUCGACUACUACGAGAUCAACGAGGCUUUCUCGGUGGUGGCUCUGGCCAACAUCAAGCUGCUCAACCUCGACCCCGAGAAGGUCAACGUGUUUGGUGGCUCUGUUGCCAUCGGUCACCCCCUGGGCGCUUCGGGAGCUCGCAUCGUCACGACGCUGACGUCUGUGCUCCGCGAGAAGAAGGGCAGGAUCGGUGUGGCGGGUAUCUGCAACGGCGGUGGCGGCGCCUCCGCCUUGGUGAUUGAGAACCUGCAAUCGGCGGUGCUCCAAGAGCUAGCCAAGCCCAAUUUGUAAGGGAUAACUGUGCGCAGGACAAAGAGGUACGCCAGAUCAUGGCAAAUACCGCCAGAAACAAUCAAUGCAUAAUUGAGGCUCGAUGGCUUUCUGU
Messenger RNA from Thermothelomyces thermophilus ATCC 42464, 1383 nucleotides. RefSeq names its product acetyl-CoA C-acetyltransferase. The transcript is spliced from 4 exons. Gene Ontology annotation, molecular function: acetyl-CoA C-acetyltransferase activity. Gene Ontology annotation, biological process: ergosterol biosynthetic process; fatty acid beta-oxidation. NCBI's taxonomy places the organism in Eukaryota, Fungi, Ascomycota, Sordariomycetes, Sordariales, Chaetomiaceae. The record is from RefSeq and is a predicted model, not a curated record. Bases 54 to 1289 code for a protein of 411 amino acids.